This is a messenger RNA of Monascus purpureus, 999 nucleotides long. NCBI's taxonomy places the organism in Eukaryota, Fungi, Ascomycota, Eurotiomycetes, Eurotiales, Aspergillaceae. The record is from the annotation of a GenBank genome assembly.
AUGCCUCCUGCAUCAUCCAAGCCAGUGGGGCAGACUUUACUGCUAUCUCCGCCGUCACUAUCCUCACGUCCGGAAACACUAGAGAGCAUCAUCUAUUCACAAUAUGACUCCAGCACAACCGACUUGCAAAUGCUCGACCGUCUAGCUUUCGGCCUUGUAUCUUUACCGCCGUCGAAAUACGACAGAGUUUUAUUCUUGGCCGAUGCUGAUGGUUCAUAUCGUGAAGUUCAUGCGCUCGCUGAACGCGGUGUGCUUAGGAAAAUUGCCGAGUCGCUUAAACCAGGAGGCCGCCUAUGCAGUCAAAAUGGAACAAAUGGGUUACAGGGAGACAUCUAUCGAACAGAGGCCAUACUUGCAGGACUUGUUGGUGAUGAAAGUGGCGGUUUUGUGAAACCAGAUUUUGGCGACCAGCAUUCAGUGCCCCUGCGGGUUGGAGCAAAGAAGCCGAAGAAAAUGGCAAUAGAAAAUGGCCAGGCAGUUAUACAACAGCUAAAGACAGCAUCUCAAGCAGCCCGCGAGAGCAAUCGCUACAAGGGAACAGGCCAAACUCAUGCCAGCAGCUUUAUCGACUUCGCCGAUGACUUUGUCGUCGCCGUGGCAGAUAACACGGGCACAGGGCGCCCUGAUAGUGGGCUCAUUGAUGAAAAUGGCAUUCUCGAUGAAAGCGACAUGGGCCAGCCAAUUAUCCAACCGCCAGAAUGUCGGCCGAAGGCUGGGAAACGCCGAAGAGCCUGUAAAGACUGCACCUGUGGACUUGCACAGAAGCUCGAGGAGGAGGAUGCAAUACGACGUACCAAUGCGGAUAGAGAGCUAAAUUCUAUGAAACUGAAACGCAAUGAUCUGGCAGAAGUUGAUUUUACUGUGCAAGGAAAGGUCGGUAGCUGCGGAAAUUGCGCACUGGGGGAUGCUUUCCGCUGUGACGGUUGCCCUUACAUUGGUCUUCCAGCUUUUAAGCCUGGUGAAGAGGUAAGACUAUUGACGAACGAUGUCCAACUGUGA